Molecule: messenger RNA, 3525 nt
Organism: Salarias fasciatus (jewelled blenny)
Lineage: Eukaryota; Metazoa; Chordata; Actinopteri; Blenniiformes; Blenniidae
Product: matrix-remodeling-associated protein 5-like
Exons: 7
Coding region: 1-3525 (1174 amino acids)
Cellular component (GO): plasma membrane
Molecular function (GO): protein binding
Source: RefSeq, a predicted model, not a curated record
AUGUCUCAGAGUGUGUGUGUGCCAGCAGCGUUGAUAGCUCUCCUGGUGUUGACAUUUUCGGUGCCCAAGGGCCAGUCCUGCCCCAGGAGCUGUAACUGCUACCAGGCCAAUGAAGUCCACUGCACCUUCCGCUCUCUACUCAAUAUACCUCCUGGGCUGCCUGCACACACACGUCGCAUUAACCUAGGGUUCAACAGCAUCCGCAGGCUCCAUGACAAGUCUCUAGCUGGACUGAAAAAGGCGGAGCUUCUGAUGCUCCACAGCAAUGACCUCCAUCAUUUUCCAGAUGGAGUGUUCAGAGACAUGAAGUCACUUCAGAUACUAAAGCUAAGCUAUAACAAGCUGAGAGAGAUCUCUUCAUCUCUGACCUUCACUGGCCUGACCUCACUGCUGCGCCUGUACUUGGAUCACAACCUCCUUCAAUAUAUCCACCCCCGGGCCUUCCUCCAGCUGCCCAGCCUCAGGCUGCUGCGUCUGCAGGGGAACAGGCUGCAUCAGCUGCACCCUCACACUUUGUGCACACUGUCCCUCCUGAAUACGUAUUACUUCUCUACACUCAGACACUUGGACCUUUCCAAUAACAGCCUCACCACUCUACCCCAAGACACUUUAGCAGCAGCGCCUCUGCUCGAGUCGCUCGUGCUGCACGCUAACCCGUGGAGCUGCGACUGUCGAAUGAACUGGCUUCUCGAUUGGAGUCUUGCUCAUCCAGGGUUACUGAAGUGUCCUGGUGGCCCUCAGUGUCCCCUCUGUGCUUCACCCAGCUCACUUCAAGACAAAGGCUUGCUUGAGCCGACCUCCCUUCUGUGCACCUCACCCAGUAAUAUCCUGCGAGGAAAAGAGACCCUUGUAGAGACAGACCUCAGCGAAAUCCAAUCAAGUGAGACUUUCCGAGAGCCUUUAGGAAGUGCCACCCUGGGUCUCUCUGACGAACAUGGGAACAGUGUUGAUUUGAGUUGCAACAUCACUCAGUCUUCCAGCUCUCAGGAUAUUGUGCCCCCUCCAGAUCUCUCCCAGCCCUCUGUGCUUCCUCUUCCCUUAGCCCUGUCUCUCUCUCUGGAGUGCCCCAUGGAGAGACAGAGCUAUGAAAAACUCUGGAGGAUUCUGGCUUAUUACAGUGAGACUGCAGUUCGUCUCGAGAGGGAGAUCAUGCUGAGCAAAGCUCCAGGGUUGGCUUACCGCUACAAGCAGACAACGGAGACGGAUGGAUAUUAUCACACCGGAGUCAAAGCUUCUGUAAAAGCCAGACCGCACUGGUUAUUACAGCCCGCCAUUAGCAUUCAGCUGAACAGAGCACAGUCAAAUGCACAUAAGGUUUACCUCAUAUACUCAACAAGGGUUUCCACUCACCCUGACCCAGCCACUGAGCUAUCAACACCCUCUCCUGCUUCUCAUCCAUGGGUAUUGAUUUUAACUAACCACACGACCACAGCAGUCACGGCUAUAGCGAACACCAAGGUGGAGCUCUAUUGCCCUCUUCUCAGUUCUGGCAACGCUCAAGUACAGUGGAUACUUCCAGAUGGAUCCAGGCUUACUUCCCCCUCCAGCAGCCUGGGUGGCAGGCUUCAGGCCUCAGCCUCCAGUUUACUUCUGAAAAAAGUACUGCUUUCCGAUGCCGGGAUUUACUACUGUGUUGCCUUUGCCGCGAGGGACGUAGAUGUUCUUCCACUGCGCCUGGCAGUGGAAGAGUCCUCUGUCCCACCUUCAGGAGAACAAGUGGGACCUCCUGUCAUGGGAACUGCUGGGGAACCUGUAAAACUGUCCUGCAAGGCGUCUGGCUCCCCAGAACCUUAUUUGAGUUGGAUUUUGCCAGAUGGAAAUGUGAUACGGCGGGGAUUAGCUGUGUCAGGUGGACUCUCAAUAGACCUGAAUGGAAGUCUGGUUCUGUCUCGCCCCUCGCUGAGGGAUGCAGGCCAUUACCGUUGCACAGCGGUCAACCGGUAUGGGAGUGACUCUAUGUCAAUGCAGCUGAUAUUAACUUCAGGACAUAUUCCAACUCUUAGGUCUUCGUUUCCCACAGGGCCACAGUCAGCUGCUGGCAGGUCAACAAAAAUUCGAGCCCCUUUAGUUCAUGACUUGGAUGAAGCAUCAGGGGAUGGAGAACAAGUAGAGGAGAACUCUUUUGUAGGAAAUAGAAAACACCCAGUAUCGCUUCAGCCAAGCCAAAACAGACGUUUUCCGGUUGGAAAACCACGAAGACGUGGUCCUGUGAGAGGAAGCCCCACAAGAGGAGGUGGACGACCCGUUUCAGCAACUGACCAGAGAAGAAACCGUUUUGAAAACAGGCAAAGGAUAGACCCGCAGAAAUGGGCAGACCUAUUGGCGAAGAUUCGCCAAAAGACUAAUUACAGCCAACCCAUCACUACUACAGCACCCACAGUUGAACCGGUUCGAGGAAGUAAAGACAAAGCUACAAAAGCCCAUGAUGAAGAUUAUGAUAUAGAUGAUGACAGAAGUCAGGGAGUAAGUGUUGGAGCAGAAAGUGAAGGAUCGUCUGUGGAUGAGGCCGUUCUGCAAGAGGAAGGGCUGCAGCCAGUUCAACCACCAAUCACAGACAGCGAGGCAGAUGCAGGCAUAGAGGAAAGUAAAGAGAAGUCAACAGAAAUUCAAGUAGACACGGAAAAUGACACUGAGACCCCUACAGAGACAGAGGUAACAGACCUGCGAACAGAGGCUCCAACAAAUUCAGUGACACAGAAAAAAACAGUCACAUCUAUUCCACAGUCAGGAGCAAAUGAAAUUGAAUCUCCUGAAGAAGAGGCACAAACCGCAAACCCUAACUCACCCAGUAGCAGGACUCAAAAUCCUCAACAGGGACUUCCAAAUUUGGUUCCAAACUCCCGACCUCAAAGUCCAUGGAACUCACGCAGGAAGAUUGGACAGCGAAGACGAAUCAUCAACAGGCCCAGGGGUCGACCUUUGGCCCCACCUCAACCGCCCUCUGACCCUGUGAACCCAAGGUCACAAGCUGUGACACCUGACACUACAACAAGUCAACUGAAUAUGUUGUUGCCGGUGUCAACGGCCACGUCUCCAGAUAUUUUGUUGACAUCCAGUGACCAUAGUAGGACUUCUCUAAAUGGAGUAGCUCUAAAUCCUGAAUCUUCCUCUGUCCUUAACGCUCUUCAUUUCUCUACUUUAGAAUCAUCCUCGCCAGCUUCCUCCCCCUCUCCUACAAAGACAGACACAGUGACUCACUCAGGAAAGACAUCCAACACUGAAGAGUCAACACAUUUCAACACAUCAGCACCCACUCACUCCCAUGAUGUAAUCUCCAAAACACAUGUGCCAGACACACAUCCUGGGACAUUUACACAUGGUAUACAGACACACACAGAAACACAAACAGCCUCAGGCAAACAUGUUAAUAGACCCCAAGACAAACUCAGUGGAGACCAAAAAAGGAAUUUCUCGGAUGUGCCACAUGAGUCCCACUCCUCAACCGCUCAUCCUGUCAUUGAUUUCCCAUCAUCCACCUCUUCUUCAAAAGCAGUUACAACUUCUCCAAGUGUUUACUGCACCUAG